AACCAAUCAGAAUAACGAAUCGUCCUUUUGUGGGUGGCAAUUCAACGAUGGAAACGCCCUCACGUUUUUUCAAAGCCGAUUGAUCAUUUUGCUUGUACCGGGUGGAGUAAAACGAGUAUGAGGUGGUGAAUAUUGGUCUAAAAACGCCAAAAUCAUCGUGUUAUUUGCAAUAGCUUAUCAACUCUUACCAGCCUGUCACAAAAUGACGACGACAACUAUAUAUUCAGGCAUGGAAGCCGGAGCAAAAAGCAGCUCCAGGGUCCUGCGCCCCCCUGGAGGAGCCUCCAACAUCUCUUUCGGCAAUGACGAGGAAAAGCCCCCCAAUCGCAAGAACAAGAUGGCCUCCAACAUCUUUGCUGAACCAGAUGACCCACAUGCUCAUCGGAGGAACAACCCACCUGGUGGGAAGCCAACUGGAGUGCUGUGUGGAGAGCCCUCGGCCCCACUGAGGAGAUGUGCUGCCCAGUCCUCCUCCAACAAUCAUGAAGACUCCAACGCCGGGAAUGGAGACAAUGACAUGGGGAAUGCUGAUAACGCUGUGGAGGUAGAGGCCGUGCCUGCUCCAGAGCAGAGGGAGGAGGCGCCCCAACCGUCAGCAGGGGCCUCCCAGCCCGCCGCAGGGAUGACGUCAGGCCGCAGGAACCCCCCAGGGGGCAAGUCCAGCCUCAUCCUGGGUUGAGGUUCCUCUCCUUCCUUCUCUUUCUCCAAACUCCUUUUCUCUUUUUAAAAAGAAGAAUCCCGUUCAUCUGUGAGUCCAGGAAUUCCGUCCCGUCCUCUUCCUCCCUCCCUGAGUCUAUUGUUUUGAUACCCCCUCUUUUUUAAUUUUUGUAAGAGUUUUUUGACAGAAGCACUUUAUGUACCCGAUCCAAGCCCCUAGCAUCUGUAGUGCUGUAGUCACAGGCCUGCUGGUCAAAGGGCAUGAGGUUUAAGUUGUCCCUCACUCCAUCCGGUGUCAAUGGCAAAAGCUCUGAUGCGCGAACAAUAAGAUUGAGAAAAAAUAAAUAAAAAUAAAAUGGAUGCAUAUGAAGUUGUAGCUUUUGCACUGUUCAUUGUUUGGCAAAGACUGCAUGCACUCCUGGUUUGUUCCAAGUCCGACUCAACCAAAACAUUUUGGUGAAGCCUUUGUUAAAAAAAAUGAAAAAUGUUUUACUGUGAAAGUUAUUUUAUUUUUAAGGUUAUGCUGGACAAAAUUGUGAGUCAUAUUAAAUAAUUGUUGGUAUACAUGAUUUAGUGUUGCAUGAAGUUUGAACUUGAACAUUUCUAUGGAAACUAAAAUCCACACGGGAGAGGCAAGCUAUCAAAUCAAACACACUGGCGUCGUUAUUUCUGAAGACUAAAUUCAGAGAAUAUGUUCAGAGAAUGGGCAUUCUAAUGUCAUGAAAUGGAGAAUCCGUUUUUAGUUUUGUAAUGUAUCUGUUGUCCUUACAUGUCAAAGUUAUAACUUCAGUGCCAGUUUUUAGUGAUUUAAAAAAAAGUAUUUUCUUAUUUUAUUGGGAAACUUUCUCAACAGCUAAAGUAUUCCUGUUUGUGUAUGGUACUCCAUCUGAUAGAAUGACAAGUGACCUUAUAACAGCUCUGCCUAGUUCUCGGUUUGCAUAUUAUUAUUUUUUAUUCUCGAUGUUGGACAAAAUUUGGUACGUUAAGCAGUGUCCAGAGUUCUUGUUCAAACUUCUGACAUUGUCUCUGUUAGAGGUCUGAUGCCUAUUUUACUGUCUGCCUUGUACAGGAAAACCUGUGGUUCAAUGUAUGUAUUUACAUACACAGGUCAAUUUAGUUCAAAUGUCAUUUGAAUGAAAUUGCACACAUGGCUUUAGUGAAUUCAUGUUGAAGUGCUGUUCUGAAGAUGUUGAAGGGUCAAGAUGGGCUACAUGACCGUUACUUGUUCAUCCGAAUUCAUGCAGGUUUGUUUAUCACUGUAAAAGUCGCAAUGAAUAUUGGCACAAAUUAAAUGUCACUUUUGACCAUA
Molecule: messenger RNA, 1966 nt
Organism: Coregonus clupeaformis (lake whitefish)
Lineage: Eukaryota; Metazoa; Chordata; Actinopteri; Salmoniformes; Salmonidae
Product: jupiter microtubule associated homolog 1-like
Exons: 5
Coding region: 203-679 (158 amino acids)
Cellular component (GO): nucleus
Source: RefSeq, a predicted model, not a curated record